This is a messenger RNA of Macrosiphum euphorbiae (potato aphid), 2178 nucleotides long. NCBI's taxonomy places the organism in Eukaryota, Metazoa, Arthropoda, Insecta, Hemiptera, Aphididae. The record is from the annotation of a GenBank genome assembly.
AUGUCUCUCCGCACGUUGUCGCGGUCGGUUUGCGCGGCUGUCGUUUUCCUCGUCGUCGUCGUCGGGGUCCGAUCCGGCGAUCUCGAUGACGGUCCUGCUAACCACGAAUACCCCAAGACCUGGUUCGCGAAAAUCUUCUACGAGACGCUGGCUGACUUCACCGGACCCACAGACGUGGGCAGUUCGGCGUGCCGCCAGCAGAUGCAGAUGUACGUCAGACACCUGCAAAACGAAUCGCUGUGGGCUGUGCAGAUGUCCGAUUCGUGGAGUCGGUAUCCAAAUGGCAUACUCGUCGGAACUUCGCACCAGAUGGGCGUGUACGAAGAGUGCGUCAAAGUGCACAAGCCCGUUAGGGGUAAAUACUGUAUACCAUCCGUCAAGAUCAGCUCAUCUACCGGUGCCGAUUUUACAUCUGGAAAAACCGACCAACUACACAGCAAUGACAACGCCUGGCAAGAGGUACUCGGGUUUGUAAAUCGAGACAUCCGACUGCACAGAAAUAUCGUGAAAUUCGGCAUUUGCAUACCGGAAUCUUGUACAGCUGCUGACCUCCAGGUUACGCUGCAAAAGGAAUUCGACACGCACUUCCUACCGCACCAGAUCAACGCUCAAGUCAAAGUUGACUCGAUAUUGUGUUCGACGGACAAGGACGCGUAUCCGUACGAAACUGGAUACUAUUUUACCAGUUCACUAGUUGGAUUCUUUGUCUUGAUCUGCUGCGUGUCGACGGCGUACCAUAUGAUGGUAAUAAUAAGGACUGACAACGGGAAAAAGAGUAAAAUGCCGGAAGCAUUUAACACGUUCUCGCUGAUUCGGAACGGCAGAGAUCUGAUCAAGUAUAACAGAAACAACGAUCUGAACAUAUUCAACGGGCUAAAGGUUUUUACCAUGAUUUUGGUGCUGUUCGGACAUAAAUUUCUGUACUUCAUAAUAAAUCCGAUCACGUACUCGAUGCAACUCGAAAAGUUGUACAAGGAAGGACCGGAUUUCUUAUUGACGUCCAUGAAUUUGAUCGAUCCGUUCUUUUACAUUGCCGGCUAUUUAAUGUACGUCAUGCUGAUCCCACAAUUCAACAAGCCCGGCACCAGUUGGUACCAGAUACUUAUGGUGAUCGCAUACAAAUACAUGAAGGUUUUACCAUCUUACGGGAUUGUCAUGCUGAUGACGGCUUUCGUCGUACCACAUUUGGGCGACGGACCGUUUUGGGCUUCGAGAAUAUGGCCCGAAGCAGAUAAAUGCAAAAACUAUUGGUGGGCUAAUAUAUUGGCAGUCAGCAACUUCAUACCAGUCGAAAAUCAAUGUCUCAUUGCUGGCUGGUAUGUAUCGUGUCUGCUCCAGUUUCUCGUCAUUGGGACCACUGUGGUUUACGUGUGCGUCAAACGCCGAAAAAUUGGAAUAUACCUGGUUGUCAUGCUCUUGUGUGCGUCUUUGGCGAUAUCGUUUGUUACAACCUACAUCAACCAAGCUUACGGAAUAGUUCGUGUCAUGUAUUCGUUCUUGGAGAAUCCAAGCAAUUCAAUGGAGUUCAGAAAUUACUACCGACCGUUUUUCUAUCGGGGUACACCUUUCUUCGCCGGAAUACUUGCCGGAAUCGUGGUGGAAGAGCUGAAAAAACGAAAAAUUAAGUUUCCCUCGUCCGUCGUCUACGUCGGGACUCUGGUGGUCAGCGUCGUUUGCAUUUGGGGCCAGCUGUACGGUGCAAGGUUCCACGACGUGUCCAGACCAUACGACGUACUCGAACAGUCGGUGUACGCAGCUUUCAGCCACUGCACGUGGGCCAUCAUACUGUUCUGGUUGACGGUGUGUCAUUUCACCACCGGUUUCGGUUCAAUAGAAAAAUUGCUCAACAACAGAUUAACAGUGCCACUGGGCAGAUUAUCCUAUACAGUUUAUCUUGUCAACAUCACCGUCAUGAUGAUGAUAGAAAGUAAACAAAGAACGUCCGUAACCCCUUCGUCAUAUUUGUUGAUUGAUGGAUGGAUUUUCGGAGCAUUUAGAACGUACAUGGUGGGUACUAUGCUGUAUUUGCUCAUCGAAGCACCGUCAGGGCUGUUGAUCAAACAAUUAUUGUUCGGAAAGAAACACGAACACGAUGGGUCUGUGAUGACGCCAAAUCGGACGGACUUCGGCAACAAAGCGUCUGAAGAAACGGAACAAAAAAACACUUCACGUCUGUAG